AUGGCGCCGUACGAAGCACUAUAUGGCAGAAAGUGUAAAUCACCGCUAUACUGGGAUGAAGUAGGCGAACGAAGGGUACUCGAACCGGAUGCCGUUGAAGAGAUGGUCGAAAUCAUUCGACAAAUCCGCGCGAGAAUGAAGGAAGCCCAGGACAGGCAAAAGUCUUACGCUGACGUCCGACGGACCGACUUACAAUUCCAAACCGGUGAUAAAGUUUUUCUCAAGGUAUCACCGUCCAGAGGGGUAGUACGAUUUGGUGUUAAGGGAAAGUUGAAGCCGCGAUUUACCGGACCCUACGAAAUCUUAGAAAGAAUAGGACCCGUUGCGUGUCGAUUGGCACUACCCCCGAGCCUUGGGAAUGUGCACAACGUUUUCCAUGUGUCGCAGUUGCGGAAGUACGUGUUCGACCCGAAGCACAUGAUUCACUUUAAGGAAGUUGCAUUGAACCCGGACUUGAGCUACGAGGAGAGACCCCAGAUGAUCCUAGACCGUAAGGUUCAAACCCUAAGAAACAAAUCUGUCGCCUCAGUGAAAAUACUUUGGAGAAAUCACGGACACGAGGAAGCCACGUGGGAGCUUGAGGACAAGAUGAUGGAACUAUACCCCGAACUUUUCCCUUGA
This is a messenger RNA of Salvia hispanica, 621 nucleotides long. NCBI's taxonomy places the organism in Eukaryota, Viridiplantae, Streptophyta, Magnoliopsida, Lamiales, Lamiaceae. The record is from RefSeq and is a predicted model, not a curated record.